CUCCAUGACGGAUUCAACAUGGCGCCUGGGGUCGUAUGCAAGCUCCUUCCUCAGCGUGGAGGGUCACGUCCGGUGAAUCAUUCCCUCACGUACUUCCACUAUGUCCGCCUUCCCCGUUCUGCACUGCUCGGAAGCUUGGAUAAACCGGAAGAUCCGCGGGCUGCCUUCUUCCACAACAUAUCCAGGGUGGCGGUCGGCACAAUUGCAAUUGGUUCACUUGGCAUCCCUGCCCUGCAGAUGUCAUCGUUUAUCGCAGCUCGUUACAGCCAACGGCGUACCAUUGUCAACAGUGCCGGAGAACGCAAACCAAUCAUCGAGUUUUGGACGCAAAAAGCCCCCAUCGUGACUGCGGUUGCUAGAGCAUUUGUCAUGAAGGCAAUGCACGAUAAGGCGGUCAGCUUAUUCCUCGAUCCAUCAUUAGAUUAUCGUGUUCGGCACGCAAUUGCAUCGAUCAUGAAGGUCGUCAUGAUUCAACACGCACAGGAGGCUCAUCUUACUUUGAGUGAGCGAUGCGGUGCACAAGGGCUUUUCGAGGUGAAUCAGCUGAAUGCUAUGCACGCGGACAUGCGAGGUACAGCUAUCGCUGAGGGUGACCUUUUGGGUAUCUCAGUCCGUCUAGCGACGGAACUGCUGCUUGGGCGCUACGAGAUCCCACACACUUCCGACGAAAACAGCCUCUUGUACAAGCAUGAAGCCGGCAUGUUCGCAGAGCUCCGAGAACACUUGCAUGAAAUCAAAAAUCAUCGCAGCGUCGCCUACGACCGUCUGGUUCUUCCUGAUUCUGUCCCUCUCGUCCAGGCUAUCGGUCAUCGAAUCGCAUAUGACGCUGCUGUCGCGGCGGGAGUCGAUGCUUGUCUAGUUGAUCUCUACGUUGCCACCUGCAUUAAAUUGGACCCCGCAUGGUACCUUGAAGAGCUCGGGAUUAAGAGAACAGCGCAGAAAGAAAUGGAAAGCUCAGCAAUCGACGCUGUCUACGAACGACUGGAGGAGUACCUUGAGAAGAUGGAUGUUGAGUCUUACGUUUCAGCGCCCUUGAUCUCGGAUACUGCCUGGAACGACUAUGUGCGUUCGUUGGAAACGUUUGGAGACUCCACCGCCAACGUCUCCAAACGCCACGUUCCAUGCUCGGCAGGCAUCGUUGCAAAGGCUUCUUUCCUAUCGCAAAGCUCAUCACACAUUUGACGCAGAUUGAUGGAUAUAGGAGGGUGUACACAUUCGACCGUAACAUUGGAGGCUGUCGUCAUCCUACGCCGAGGUGCGGCAUGCCAGCGUUUCUGUGCAGUAUCCUUGUAAAGAUGGAGUCCACCACGGCUAUCUAUGGUCUACCUAUAUUUCUCGUACCUCGUUCAGUGUUCAAACGUCUCGAGAGCAUUUUCAGGAGUCUGGCAUUGGUUUAGAAU
Molecule: messenger RNA, 1400 nt
Organism: Laetiporus sulphureus 93-53
Lineage: Eukaryota; Fungi; Basidiomycota; Agaricomycetes; Polyporales; Laetiporaceae
Exons: 5
Coding region: 19-1182 (387 amino acids)
Biological process (GO): lipid homeostasis; fatty acid beta-oxidation using acyl-CoA oxidase
Cellular component (GO): peroxisome
Molecular function (GO): fatty acid binding; acyl-CoA oxidase activity; FAD binding
Source: RefSeq, a predicted model, not a curated record